Messenger RNA from Suillus fuscotomentosus, 1341 nucleotides. RefSeq names its product Cerato-platanin-domain-containing protein. The record is from RefSeq and is a predicted model, not a curated record. NCBI's taxonomy places the organism in Eukaryota, Fungi, Basidiomycota, Agaricomycetes, Boletales, Suillaceae. The coding region runs from base 431 to 967 and encodes 178 amino acids. The transcript has 3 exons.
UCUGACUGUCACUCAGGCUCCCGCCACCUCAGUAGGUCUGUGACUAAUUUACCCGACAGGCUCGCUUCUUUUAGCUGUCUCAUUGACACCAGUUCCAUGGUUUUCGCGCCACACUAUUGCCGGUCAAGCUGUGUUUUUCUACAUCGUGUUCCUUCAGUCACAUCGGCAGGGUAGAAUCUACAGACUAGACAGUGGUUUCCAUGCCGAUCGGAAAAUUAUGAUCAAUCGCCGAAGCUCAGUCUUCCAUAAUUCUAUCACACUCGCGAGUAUAUUUGAUUCUUGCAUUGACUAUUACUCUUCCUAACGCGAAUUAAUGACCCAAAUGAUGCGGUUAUGACUUCCCGAGUGCGACGAUUCUCUCGAGACACUAUACGACCACAUGUACUGACGUUUUAGGGUGCAUGUAUCCAACGGAGAAGUCGAAACAUAAAUGCAUAAAGGGAGGCGACUUUUAAAAAGCAAAUUGCACCUUGGGCUUCAACUUUCAGCUCAUUCCUUCCUCAGCUACACUACCACACUUCAUACAUCUCACAAGCACAUCAUGAAAUUUUCAUCCGUCCUCUUCUCCAUCUCCGUCUUUGUCCUCUCCGCUUUAGCACAAACGACAGAAACCCUUUCGUAUGAUAGCACGUACGAUAACGGCUCCCUCUCCCUUUCCAGCGUUGCUUGUUCAGAUGGUGCCAACGGGCUUCAGACAAAGGGAUACACGACCCUUGGAUCACUUCCCACAUUCCCUAACGUCGGCGGUGUCUACACCGUGACGGGGUGGAAUUCCGCUGCGUGCGGGGCUUGCUAUAACGUCACAUACGGAGAUAAAUCUGUUGCUAUCCUCGCGGUGGACGUAUCCAAAACCGGCUUCACUGUUUCAGAGACGGCCAUGAACACCUUGACCGGUGGCCUGGCCGUUGAGCUGGGAAGAGUGGAUGCUACGGCAACCCAAGUGGAUGCGUCAGUAUGUGGCUUGUAGUUGCAUUGUGUCGGAGUGUAUCGGAAGUUUCCUUCUGCGUCUGGACUCUGAGUGCCAGAUAGACAACAAUGUUCAAGCUGAGACUUGGAACUUACGGUUUCGAUGGACUUGAAUCGCAUAUCGAAAUUAACUGAAUAAACGGACAACGGGUUCUUUGUGGAGUGGCUUCUGUAUGUAGACUACGGUUAUUUGGACUUAUCGACUUUGUACUUACCUGCAUCGUCCAUGGAUAGUUUACAUAGUGUCAUAGAGUUGACAGUGUUACAGACCAAUUGUAGAUAUCGCAGCAUAUUCCAGACAGCAUUUUGCGCAAAACUCGAAGGAGGAUGAUGCGGACCUGACUUGAGCGGUACCCCGACAUGCGAGGUAAUAUC